UGCUCUCCACCCUGUUGAUGAACCAGUCAUGGCAGUGACAUGAGGAAUUUUUCAUUACCUCGCCCCGGGGCCACCAUGGUGCCUCUGCCUGUGUGUCGUUCUGCUUUUCUUUUUCCACUCCUACCCCUCCUCUCUUUCUCUCUCUCUCUCUCUCUAUCUCAAACAAACAAACACUCAUUAUUUCUCUGAAACAAGCUAGUGUAGAGCUGUGCUUCUUUAUCUGCGGUGUAAGCUACCUGCAUGGGGUAGCCCCUCAGCUGGUGACCUCCUCUCCAUGGCCUGCCGUCUCUCCUCCUCAGGCUCCUACACUGUGGUCCUCCUCCCUCUAAAGACCAGCCUCUACAGCCAGGAGGCCCUUCGUUUCUACCUAUGGAUUAAGCGGAUGAAGGACCUAGAGAAGGAGAAGGAUGCUCUGUGGUCAGGUCUGGAGGUUCUGGAGCACGGUCGGUUGUGGUACCUCCAGCGGCUCUCAGAAAACAGGGCCCUGCAGUGUGUUGAGAGCAGAAACAGGAUGCGCCUUUGCCACAAACAUGCCUCAGAGGCUCCAUCCUGCCUCCCCACACACAUCCAGCGGGUUAAUGGAGCCCUGGGCUCUGUAAUGAGUGAACCCAAUGUCAGCAGCAAUCCUUGUCUCUCUAAUCCGCUGGCAGACAGUGACCUCCGCUGGCAAAACACAGUACUAACUCAGAAGGUGAGUGAAAAGAAUCGUCGGAUCUCUUUGUUGGAGCUGGAAAAACAGGUUCUCCUUGAAGAGCUGGAGGAUCUCCAAGCCUGCUGAUCUGCACACUGUCACUUCCCACAUUGGUUAUAUAUUUAUGUUUAAAUUAAUAAAUUACUAUUAAUGUUUCCUUAUUUUACCCUGUGGUCUUUUAAAUUAUUUGUAUUUAUUAUGAUCAAGUAGAUUUCUCACCCUUAUAUUCACCCCAAGGUCCGACUGUCAUGGUUUCCUUUCCUUUUUGGGAGAUAUUUCUGUAUUUUAAUUAAUACAUUUUAAUUGUUCUAGUUAUUCUGUGUCUCUGUAAUUCGAUUACUUUAAUUCUCUGUUACUUAGCCUUUCCUCCCACUCAGCUGGUAUUCCCUGUGUGAUUCUGCUCACCUGGCUUCAUGAUACUACCACAGUAUUCAAGUCUCUAAGUAUCUUCCUUUCUCUGCUUGAUUCUACUGUUGCCCCAGUUCAUGUAUGUUUCCCUCUUACUC
This is a messenger RNA of Cyprinodon variegatus (sheepshead minnow), 1197 nucleotides long. It is a transcript of the gene sapcd1, whose product is annotated as suppressor APC domain containing 1. Lineage: Eukaryota; Metazoa; Chordata; Actinopteri; Cyprinodontiformes; Cyprinodontidae. The coding region runs from base 275 to 778 and encodes 167 amino acids. The record is from RefSeq and is a predicted model, not a curated record. The transcript is spliced from 4 exons.